GCCCUGUCGCGCGUCGAGGAGAUGACUGCAGCAAUUAAUUACUCAGAUCUUGCACGCACUCAGGAAAGUGAUCCAGAACUGCAAAAUCUACUACUUCAUGGCUCCACCCUGCAACUUAAGAAGAUACUGCCUCACAGUCAUUGAUAGAUAUACUCGAUGGCCUGAGGCGUAUCCCCUCAAAGAUAUCACAGCGGAGACCUGCGCUGCUGCCCUGGUGUCUGGCUGGAUCGCCAGAUUCGGCUGUCCGGUGCGGGUGACUACAGACCGUGGACGCCAGUUCGAGAGCAACCUGUUCAGCGCCCUCACCAAACUGAUUGGUGCAACGCACUUCCGUACUACUGCCUACCACCCAGCUGCAAAUGGCAUCGUCGAGCGUCUGCACCGGCAGAUGAAGGCCGCCAUUAUGUGCCACACAACUACUUCGUGGACAGAAGCCCUUCCCUUAGUCCUCAUGGGCAUGCGGAGCUCAUGGAAAGAAGACAUAGAUUCUACGCCUGCUGAACUUGUAUAUGGCGAGACUAUUCGGUUACCAGGACAGUUCCUGUCGUCCAAUGACGACUUCACGACUUCAGACAUCACCCAGUAUGCAACACGCCUGCGCUCGUACAUGUCUCAAAUUACGCCAAAGCCAACUUCAUGGCACACAACAUCACCAUUUUAUGUGCCACGAGACCUUUCCACCUGCUCACAUGUGUUCCUGCGCCAAGACCACGUACGUCGUCCUCUAGAACCACCUUACGACGGUCCAUUCAAAGUUAUUGCAAGGCACCCCAAGUACUUCACCAUAAACGUACGAGGGAAGCCGAACAAAGUGUCUAUAGACAGGUUGAAACCAGCAUACAUAAUGAAAGAAAGUUCACAAGAGAAUUCAUGCAAACCAGAAGAGAGGACACGAGAGACACUAAAAGAGAAGACAGACGAGAAGACAACUCGCAGCGGCCGAAGAGUGAAGUUUCCCGAUUUUUAUCGACCGUAG
Messenger RNA from Hyposmocoma kahamanoa, 976 nucleotides. RefSeq lists its product as uncharacterized. Gene Ontology annotation, biological process: DNA integration. Bases 98 to 976 code for a protein of 292 amino acids. Gene Ontology annotation, molecular function: nucleic acid binding. The transcript is spliced from 2 exons. NCBI's taxonomy places the organism in Eukaryota, Metazoa, Arthropoda, Insecta, Lepidoptera, Cosmopterigidae. The record is from RefSeq and is a predicted model, not a curated record.